AUGUUAAGAAGUAAGUGUUUUUGUCUUUCAAAGCAUUCUUUAUCUAAUUUUUGUGUUUUUCGAAUGGUUACUGUCAAAUUAAUUUAUAAAAAGUAUGGUGAUUAGUUCAAUCAUGAAGAAAAUUCGUAGUCUGUUCAAUGUUUUAUUGUUUUCCGGUCAACUUGGUUGUUAAAACAGUAGGUAAAAAGGGUUUUACAAGCUGUGAUGAAGAUACUGCAAGUUGACCGGCAAUACUUAAGACAACUGAUUAGGGAGUUUAUUGUAACUCUAUGUAAGUUAUCUUAGAGCUCAGUAACAUUAUGAUUUUGUUUAAUUUAAGGUAGUUUUUAGAAUUUCAAAGGUUUUAAAUUAAAAUUAACGAUAUUGUUUUAGGUGUAGUAACACUAAUAUGGAUAACAUGCUUCCUGCCUUCGGCGUUCUCGCUAACGCAACCUGAUGGUACUGACAUGUGCGCAAAGCAUUGUAAGUUUUUUUUAAUUUUAUUGUUUUUGGUUUUUUAGGUAGUAGUUUUGUUCUGGCGAAGAAAGUAUUAUUAUAAUUGGCCAUCAGAUGGUUAUGUAUGUAUAAUUCAACUUUUUGAUCCUUAAAAGCUUUGGAACUUGGUGAAAAGAUUAAAAAUAGUUAUAAGAGACAUUUGACGACGAUAUAAGAGAACUUAAAUCAGUUUUUAUUUUAAUAUAGCGUUUGUGUGAUCAAUUAUGUUUCAGUGACUGUGGGAGAAUCAAUGUUUGUUGCUUCAACUGGUCGAUAUCAGACGAAGUUGUUCAAGUUUCAACUUAGCCAGCCGGACUACAUGUUUCCAUUUGCUGAUGCUCACUUUAAAUUGGAUCAAGUGCCAUCAGAUUUGCAUCUGAAUCUGUGGUCAUCGUGUGAAGAUUACAAUAAGGAUGAAUCUCAAUAUAGUCUGUCGAAUAUCAUUGAAUGGUUGUUCACUAACCGUAAAUCAAAUGUGAUUCCGGCUAUGAAUGGCAUCGUUGGAGUGUCUACAGCAAGGGAUUAUACUAUCAAUGUGGAAUAUGAUGGUACGUUGUGGUGGUGAUAUUGUUUUAGGUGGAUUUUGGUGUAAAAGAUUGUUUUUAAAGUUUAAAUGAUAUUUUUCCAUUUUUUUAAAAUGUUUUGACGUAUAAAAAACAAGACUUGUUUGUGUUUUGAUGUAAAAACGGUGUUAUCAACAUUAAUUUUGAUGUUUUAGUGGUAAACCCAGCCCGAUUUGGAAUGUAUAUCGCAGCCUGUGCCUUAUUCUUGCUGGCCAAGGAAAUUUGUCAUCGUACUGUGUCAGUAUACACCUCAUCAGCAUUUAUUGGAGUAUUUGCAUCAAUUAUCGUGCUAGCACUCUUCCUACGACGGUUCCUCCCAAGAUCAAUAUUAUUCAUCCCAAUGGAAUGGUUCAUAUGGCCUGCCAUUUCCUACGCCUACUACUAUGGCUACUCGAACAUCUACGAGCUAGCUUUGCAUCACUACAAGUUUUUGGCCGCAUAUAUUGUAGUAGCGGCGGUGUCGUCGGUUACGAUAUGUUAUGUUAGUGGAGUUAGCCAGAAUGUUAGACUGAGGAACGUGUUUCAGUGGAUGUUGCAGGCAAUUGCGGUUGGAAUAUUGUUUUUGGCGUCAAGAUCGGCAGUGUUUUCGAUUGGCACAAUAUUGGUGUUGGUUACGACUGUUAAUGGUACGGUUAAAGCUUAAAGUAAGGGUGGAAGAGGUGGAUUUUUUGAGGAAAAAAUGUGUUUUUGUGGGAUAAAUUAAGGUUUUUCGAUAUUUUCAGUUAAUUAUUGAAAUAUAAGAGGUUUUUUGCUUUUUGGACAUCAAAGGUUUUGCCAAAAUUCGUCUUUUCAAUUUCAAAAAGUUUAUCAUUUUAGUUAAAAACAUUGAUUUAUGGGUGUUUUUGCUUAUUUGUAGAGGUUUAAAAGGCUUUUUCUGAUUUAAAAAUUAAAUUUUUAAAAGUUUUGUGUAUUUUAUUAUAUUUACCAUUCAAUUUUAGUACUAAACAGUACUAAAGCUCAAUUUACAGGAGCUCACAAGCUGGUUUUUGGAGCAGGAAAGAAGCUUGGCAGUGUUGUCUUCAAGCCAAAGCCAGUUCAUAAAAUGUAUACUGAAGAGGAAUAUCAACAACAAAUGGAAGAAACAACGAAAGCAGAACUAGAAAAGUUGAGGGUUUAUUUGGCCGAGAAUUGUCGUCAGUUGAACAGUAAAACCACUCCGUUGAGGAAGAUCAGGGCUAGAGAUGCGUAGGUUUUAAAUUUUUUUAUUAAAAUUUUUUUGAGUAGGGCACAUUGCGUGCUUUAUGUGAUAGUUAAACUUUCAUUUGUCUUGGCUAAUCAUUUUUUAAUUUCAGAGUUGGCAGCUUCAUAGUAUCAGGCAGCGACGUCUCCAUGGCCUCAUUCCAAGAACACAACCGAACCUUUGGCAACGACGAAUUCAGCGAUGAUAAUUCGACUGACGAUAGUGACGAUGAAAUCUCAUCACCUCCAAAAGACAGUGCAGACUACUCGGCCGACUUUACAGAGGAUUCAGACACAGCACCAUCAACUUAUGGCUGGCGACGAGAGAUUAUCAACGCUUCACCAAGCCCAAAACGCUCACCAUGGAGGCAAAACAGUCGAGAGUUCUCCAGAAUUGGUCGAUAA
This is a messenger RNA of Bursaphelenchus okinawaensis, 2621 nucleotides long. The record is from the annotation of a GenBank genome assembly. Lineage: Eukaryota; Metazoa; Nematoda; Chromadorea; Rhabditida; Aphelenchoididae.